This is a messenger RNA of Alternaria burnsii, 870 nucleotides long. RefSeq lists its product as uncharacterized. Gene Ontology annotation, cellular component: membrane; COG complex. NCBI's taxonomy places the organism in Eukaryota, Fungi, Ascomycota, Dothideomycetes, Pleosporales, Pleosporaceae. The record is from RefSeq and is a predicted model, not a curated record. The transcript has 2 exons. The coding region runs from base 1 to 870 and encodes 289 amino acids. Gene Ontology annotation, biological process: protein transport; intra-Golgi vesicle-mediated transport; Golgi organization.
AUGAGUCGCUUCUAUUUCGGCGACGACUCGCGCUCAGCGUCCAGCGACAACGACAACGAAGACGAAGAUGACCCCUCCUCCCUCCCCUUUGCAACACCCCUUCGCCGAUCGGACUUCCUCGACCCGGAAUUUUCACCGGCAACAUAUCUCUCUACGCUCCACAAUCGACACCAAACUCUAGAAGACCUACGUUCAGAGCUGCGCUCGCGAUCGCAGCUUCUGUCCAAAGAGCUGCUAGACCUCGUCAACAGUAACUACCAAGACUUCCUCAAUCUGGGUAACAGUCUACACGGCGGCGAGGAAAAGGUAGAGGAGGUACGAGUAGGGCUUCUGGGCUUCAGGAAGGAUGUCGAAGGCUUGGUUGGUGUAGUGGGGGAAAGAGAGGAGGAAGUAGGAGAAUUGUUACAAGAGAGGAGAGACACGAGGGAGAAGAUCGAGUUGGGAAGACGCUUAGUCGACUAUGAUGCUCGGCUUAAGGAAUUGGAGAUUGAGCUUAUGAUUGAGACGGCGGGGCACGAGACAAUCAUACUCGGGGAGGAGGUCUCGGACAGCGAGGACGAUGAAGACGAAGAGGAAGAGGAAGAAGGCUACGGUGUGUCGAUUGUCAAGCUGAGGCGAAAUGUCGUGCAUUACCAAUUGGUGCUGGGGCUGCAGAAAGACCUGGGCGAGCAUCCGUUUGUGGCGGCCCAGGCAGCCAGAACAGCAAAAGUGCGGAGUACACUAUUGAUGGAUCUGAGUACUGCGCUGCAGCAGGCGAAAAGCGCUGGCGCUUCUGGCUCUGGUCGCGUGAUGAAAGUAAUGAAGAUCUACGCCGACAUGGAGGAAUCUGCCGAAGCAGUCAAGGUCCUCAAAACACUCAAGUCGUCCUAG